AUGCAAAAUCUCUUCCAGAACAUCACUGACUUUUUGGUAGUUUUCACUUUGUCUCAUACCCUUUGAUUUUUUCUGGCACCUUGCUGUGCUGCUUCCUUGCGUAUCAUUCAUAUCAGCAAUGUUUCGAACGGCACUUCUGAACUAUCCACUGAAAGCCAUCAGAUGGUUCAGAGAAGAUAUAUACAAGAACAGCCCCGAAUUGCGCACAGAAGCCGAGACUGCCAUCAAGAAAUUCUACGACAAUAACAAAGAAAACAUGGAAAGACGAGGAGUCACAGAAGCAAUUGUGAAGGGUGCGAAGCAUAAUGAUCCGAGAAAUCCUGAUCCCAAAGGCGAACACUGGACAGUUGAACUGAUCAAAGAAGAUGGUGAAUUUGUUACCAAAAGACACGUCUACCCUACCGAGGAAAAGUGACACUGUCUUUGACAUAUAUUGAUCGGGGAUAUCUUCGACUCUACAGCACAGGUGGAUCUAUCAUAAGCAUCGAGAUUGGUUUUCCAAGUCGUUAGAAAGUGAUGCAGCGAGCAGCGCCCAGUCAAAUAGCUGCAUCUCAUUUUUGUCCAAGAGAGUAUUAUGUAUGCAGUGUGAAUAUAUGUCAUCAACUUUAAAUCUGUUGCGGCCG
Talaromyces stipitatus ATCC 10500 is the source of this 623-nucleotide messenger RNA. RefSeq lists its product as uncharacterized. Bases 119 to 415 code for a protein of 98 amino acids. The transcript is spliced from 2 exons. The record is from RefSeq and is a predicted model, not a curated record. Lineage: Eukaryota; Fungi; Ascomycota; Eurotiomycetes; Eurotiales; Trichocomaceae.